AUGAGGAGGGAGAACCAGAGCCGCGUGUCCCAGUUCCUCCUCCUGGGGCUCCCCAUCCUGCCAGAGCAGCAGGGCAUGUUCUUCACCCUGUUCCUGGGCAUGUACCUGACCACGGUGCUGGGGAACCUGCUCAUCAUGCUGCUCAUCAGGCUGGACUCUCGCCUCCACACCCCCAUGUACUUCUUCCUCAGCCACCUGGCCCUCACUGACAUCUCUUUUUCCUCAGUCACAGCUCCAAAGAUGCUCAUGAAUAUGCAGACACAAAAUCAAUCCAUCUCAUACGCUGGGUGCAUUUCCCAGGUGUAUUUUUUCUUAAUGCUUGGGUGUCUUGACAGCUUCCUUCUCACUUCAAUGGCCUAUGACAGGUAUGUGGCCAUCUGUCACCCCCUCCACUACAUUACCAUUAUGAGUCAGAGACUGUGUCUCCUGCUAGUAAUUGUGUCUUGGGUCCUAUCCUCUGCCAAUGCCCUUUUGCACACCCUGCUCCUAGCCAGGAUCAUGAGGAGGGAGAACCAGAGCAGCGUGUCCCAGUUCCUCCUCCUGGGGCUCCCCAUCCUGCCGGAGCAGCAGGGCGUGUUCUUCGCCCUGUUCCUGGGCAUGUACCUGACCACGGUGCUGGGGAACCUGCUCAUCAUGCUGCUCAUCAGGCUGGACUCUCGCCUCCACACCCCCAUGUACUUCUUCCUCAGCCACCUGGCCCUCACUGACGUCUCCUUUUUAUCUGUCACUGUCCCAAGGAUGUUAAUAAGCAUGCAGAGCCAAGAUCAAUCCAUCCCCCAUGCAGGGUGCAUAACACAGAUGUAUUUUUUCAUAUUUUUCACUGAUCUGGACAAUUUCCUUCUCACUUCAAUGGCAUAUGACCGGUAUGUAGCCAUCUGUCAUCCCCUCCAGUACACCACCAUCAUGAGACAGGGACUGUGUACCUUACUAGUAGCUGUUUCCUGCAUCCUCUCUUGUACCAAUGCGUUUUCUCAUACCCUCCUCUUGGCUCAACUGUCCUUUUGUGCUGACAACACUAUACCCCAUUUCUUCUGUGACCUUGCUGCCCUACUCAAGCUCUCGUGCUCAGACACCUCCCUCAAUGAGCUGGUCAUUUUCACAGUGGGAGUAGCAGUUAUUACUCUACCAUUGAUAUGCAUCUUGAUCUCCUAUGGACGCAUUGGGGCCACCAUUCUGAAGGUUCCAUCUACCAACGGGAUCUGCAAAGCCUUAUCCACCUGUGGCUCUCACCUCUCUGUCAUAUCUCUUCAUUAUUGCACAAUUAUUGGGCUGUAUUUUUUUUUUUUUGCCUCAUCCAGCACCUCCAGUAACAAGAACAUAAUUGCCUCUGUGAUGUACACAGUGGUCACACCAUUGCUAAACCCCUUUAUUUAUAGCCUAAGGAACAGAGACAUGAAGGGGGCCCUGGAAAGACUCUUCAACACGGCAACAGUCUCAUCUCAAUGA
Molecule: messenger RNA, 1446 nt
Organism: Cynocephalus volans (Philippine flying lemur)
Lineage: Eukaryota; Metazoa; Chordata; Mammalia; Dermoptera; Cynocephalidae
Product: olfactory receptor 1J4-like
Biological process (GO): G protein-coupled receptor signaling pathway
Cellular component (GO): plasma membrane
Molecular function (GO): G protein-coupled receptor activity; olfactory receptor activity
Source: RefSeq, a predicted model, not a curated record